This is a messenger RNA of Lachancea sp. 'fantastica', 951 nucleotides long. The record is from the annotation of a GenBank genome assembly. NCBI's taxonomy places the organism in Eukaryota, Fungi, Ascomycota, Saccharomycetes, Saccharomycetales, Saccharomycetaceae.
AUGGCGGAAGAGGGCCCACAGGUUAAAAUAAGAGAAGCUACCAAGGACAAUGUGGAUUUUAUACUGUCAAAUGUGGAUAUGACAUUGGCAAACUCGCUGCGGAGAGUGAUGAUUGCCGAAAUCCCAACAUUGGCGAUAGAUUCGGUGGAAAUUGAGACAAACACCACAGUUUUGGCGGAUGAGUUCAUAUCGCAUCGUUUGGGCCUCAUUCCAUUGCAAAGUGCAGAUAUCAAUGAACUGAUUUAUUGUAGAGAUUGCUACUGUGAAGAUCAUUGUGAUCGGUGCUCUGUGGUUCUCACGCUACAGGCCGUGGGAGAAAGCGAGUCGACGACAAAUGUGUACGCUAAAGAUUUGGUGAUUGUAAGCAAUCUUAUGGGACGAAAUAUUGGACAUCCCAUCAUACAGGACAAAGAAGCCAACGGGGUGCUGAUUUGUAAACUGCGGAAGGGUCAGGAGCUCAAAUUGAAGUGCAUUGCGAAAAAAGGUAUUGCCAAAGAACAUGCCAAGUGGUCGCCUGCGUCGGCCAUCGAGUUUGAGUACGACCCUUGGAACAAGCUCAGACACACAGAUUACUGGCAUGAAGUAGACGCGGCUGCAGAAUGGCCUAAUUCGAAAAACUGCGAGUACGAGGAUCCACCCAACGAAGACGACGUGUUUGACUAUAAGGCCAAGCCAUCAACAUUUUACAUGAACGUCGAAGCGGUAGGAUCGCUGACGGCCGACCAAGUGGUCGUGAGAGGCAUGAAAACGCUACAAGAUAAGGUAGCAGACAUUCUUUUCUCUCUGAAAAAAAUGGAUCAAGACAAGGUCAAUUUUGGUGGCACCGCGGGUCUUGUAGAGCAAGACGGCGGUGCUGGGCCCAUGGAGCAAGAUUCAAAUUUUGGUUACGCAGAUGGUGCCGCUCCUUACAAUUACGCAGGACAAAGUUCGGGCUUUGAUGAUGCAUGGUAG